Habropoda laboriosa is the source of this 1395-nucleotide messenger RNA. Its product is annotated as group XV phospholipase A2-like. Bases 1 to 1227 code for a protein of 408 amino acids. Gene Ontology annotation, biological process: lipid metabolic process. NCBI's taxonomy places the organism in Eukaryota, Metazoa, Arthropoda, Insecta, Hymenoptera, Apidae. The transcript is spliced from 7 exons. The record is from RefSeq and is a predicted model, not a curated record.
AUGCGUUUGUGUUUUAUCAUCAGUACAAUAGUUACUUUGUUUUGCACUUUAUCUGUGAAAUCGUGGCGUUUUAGAAAUAAUCAACUGUCUCCUGUUAUAUUUGUUCCAGGGGAUGGGGGUAGUCAAGUUGAAGCAAAACUCAAUAAAACAGCGGUUGUACAUUAUUUUUGUGAAAAGGUUUCUACAGAAUAUUUUAAUAUCUGGUUAAAUUUGGAAUUACUUGUACCAGUUAUCAUAGAUUGCUGGAUUGAUAAUAUGAAGUUAAUAUAUGAUAAUGUUACAAGAACAACAAGAAAUCAAAAUGGUGUUAAUAUACGUAUACCAAGUUGGGGUGAUCCAUUUGUCGUUGAAUAUCUAGAUCCAAGUAAAGCUUCUCCUGGAGCCUACUUUAAGGAUAUUGGUAACAUGCUAGUUAAUGAACUUGGAUAUGUUAGAAAUUACUCUAUACGUGGUGCACCUUAUGAUUUUAGGAAAGGACCUAAUGAGAAUGAAGAAUUUUUCAAAAAAUUAAAGGAGUUAGUUGAAGAAACUUAUGACACGAAUAAGCAAGUUCCUGUGACAUUAUUAGCUCACAGUAUGGGUGGACCAAUGUCGCUUAUAUUUUUGCAACGUCAGUCACAAAAGUGGAAAGACAAAUAUAUCAAUUGUUUAAUUACUCUCUCAGCCGUUUGGGGUGGCUCAGUUAAAGCUCUUAAAGUAUUUGCAAUUGGAGAUGACUUAGGUUCAUACGUUUUACGUCAAAAUAUUCUCAAAGAUCAACAGAUAAGUAGUCCUAGUUUAGGGUGGUUAUUACCAUCAAGAUUAUUUUGGAAAGAAAAUGAAGUAUUGAUACAAUCACAAGAAAAAAACUACACAUUGUCUACAAUGCAAGACUAUCUAAUAGAUAUAGGUGUUCCAAAUGCUUGGGAAUUUAGAAAGGACAAUGAAAAAUAUCAAUUAGAUUUUACUGCUCCAGGAGUUGAGGUACACUGUUUAUAUGGGAAUGGUAUAGAUACAGUGCAAAGGUUAUAUUAUAAACCUGGUAUAUCAAUACAAGGAACUCCCCAAUUAAUUCCUGGUGAUGGUGAUGGUACUGUAAAUUUAAGAAGUUUAGAGGGUUGUAAAAAUUGGCAGGGUAAGCAAAAACGGAAAGUUUAUUCUCAAGCCUUCCCUGGUGUAAAUCAUAUGGAUAUCCUGAGAAAUACUAAUAUCUUAAGUUACAUUAGAACCGUUUUAAAGGUGCAAUAAGAUUAUCACGACGAGCAUGUACAGCUAAGGACAUUAUAAUUAGAAACACUAGUCUACGGAUAUUAUGUAUUUAAAUACCAUUGUUAUUAUGUUUUAUAUUAAGUAAAUUUUGACAUUAGUAAUCAAGUAAUACUACAAAGUGCUAUUUUUAAUUGACUACAACUAGAC